Molecule: messenger RNA, 770 nt
Organism: Sinocyclocheilus grahami
Lineage: Eukaryota; Metazoa; Chordata; Actinopteri; Cypriniformes; Cyprinidae
Product: exonuclease mut-7 homolog
Exons: 2
Coding region: 53-415 (120 amino acids)
Source: RefSeq, a predicted model, not a curated record
UUUCUUCUAGGCUUGCAACUGUAAUGAGUACUUGAAGCUGUCCAGAGAGGAUAUGACCCGCAUGAUGAAAGAGAGAGGUCUCCUUCAAGACAUCGUAUCUAAGCGGGACGACUGCAAGCCGCAGGACGAAACACAAGCUGAAUACAAUAGCUGGAGGCCCCCAGAGGGCCCCGAGUUCACCCCUCACUGCUGCUGGGCCCCACGUACCGCCCUGGACCCCCAGACCUUCAAAUUCCCCAGCGGGGCUGAAGUUCAGCUGGAGACCGUGCCCCCAGGCCUCCUGCCCCGGAUUCCAGUGUACUUCAUCUGCACCGGCUGUGGAAAGGUGUUCUGGGAGGGGACGCACUUUGACCGGGUGCUGUCGCAGUUCCAAGAGCUCUUGCACGUCAGUGAAGACGCAGCAUCAAAAGCUUGAGAUCGACAGGGAAACUCCAGGUUCUUUUUUCUUUUUUUUUCUCCAUGCAUCUGAUUUUUUUAAAUUCUUUUUUAUGGAGGUGUUUUUAUUUGCUACACUGUGUCAUAGCAACCUUUUGGAAGGUUUCAUUGUGUUUUGCACUGUAAACAAAAUUGUCCUGUGUACAUUUGUUUUCCACAAUGCAAUUAUAUACUUGAUGCUAUCCCUCCUGAAACCUGAAAAAAAUAACUUUUUAAUAACACUUUAUGAAAUGAUUAGUCAUAAAUUGUUAUUAAAAGCAGGAUUUAUAUUGGACUAACGCCAUAAGAUGACACGCGUCUUUCAUUUUCAUUUUUGCACAACAUCUUGUUUAGAC